AUGCAACAUAACAAGAUUAGAAUGUCUACAGAUCAGAGAACUCUUGUUCUGAGGAACAGUGAUGGAAGUGAAAAGCGGGUGCGGUGCCAGACAGAAGUUUUUAACAUGCUGCUCUCAAAGGAGACAGAUCUAUCAGUCAAAAGCUUAGUUCUACAGUCUCUUCUAAAUGAAGAAAAGUCGGAUCUGCCAUCCAGCUUUAGUAGAUCAGAUGACCAGCAUUCAGCAUCAUCUGACACUUCAUCAUUCACUUCUGCAUCAUCGUCUAGAACGGAAUCCCCUAUUACUUGUGAAAAUACCAGCAACACAUACGUUUGGAAGGCAGAAGAAGAAGAUGUUUUGGUAAAUCUCAGGCAUGAGAAAAAUGAGAAGUUUUUAAAAUCCAAAAACCAUUCCACGUUGUGGAAAGACAUUACUGCUUAAAGAUACUCUCCACUGUAUUGUUACCCCUAAUCAGGCAAUGAACAAGUAUUACAGUCUGAAAAAAAACGCUGGAAAGAAGUUGUUGAUGCCCCAACUUGAACUGAAAGGAAAUAUUUUCGACAGAAAGAGCAGUUUGAUGAAAUAUAUGGUACAAGAGAAAGUACAAAACCCACCAUCACGUUAGACACAUUGGAAAAAAACCCUGAAAGACAAGGACCUAAACAGUCUUCAGAGCAACCUAGAAGGAAUAAAGGUACAGCGAAAAGACGUUCAGACGUGCUGGAAGUACUAGAAAGACAUAACAAACAAUUCAAUGACAAAAUGGAGCAGAUGCACACAGAUAAAAUGGCAAAACUGACAGACUUUUAAAUCUUUAUGAAAGAGAAAUUGAAGCAAAAGAAAGCUGCAAUAAGUAAAUGAUUUUUCGAUAUCGCUUUCAUUAGACUAGUGCACAUUUUACUGAAACUAAACAUUUAGAAUUUUAUUUGAACACUAAGUAAAGUGACAAGUGACCUAAGUGAUGAAAGCAGUAAAGAACUGUUUUCAAGUUUGAAUGUUAUUUUAAAAAAACCCUGAAUAAUGUUAACCGUUUAGCAUUGGUUUUCAGCAUUUCCAGACUUCCCUAAUGUCUUUUUAGAAUGCAAUGUUGUACUCUAUUUUCUUUUUUGGACAAACAUAUUUUUGGUCGUAUACUUGGGUUUAAUUAAUAAUCGUUUUUUAUGGAAGAAAACAUCAUUACACAAAGUAUUCAAUUUUCUUCUAAAUGUAGAUUAUCUGUCGUGUAGUUACACGUAUUUCGUACUUUGGUCUUAAAUAUGCAUUUAAGAGACAUAAUUAUAUGUAAUUUUAUGUAAUACACGAACUAGUUGAUGCAUGUCUGCAUAUAGUUUAUGAAUUAUUUCUUAUAAGCUGUUCAGCAACAAUGCUUCUAUAAAGUUUAUCAGCUUGAAACAAAACAAAGCUGCAAUAAAUAAAUGAUUUUUCAAUAUUUUUUUCUUAAGUGCACAUUUAACUAAAAGUAAACAUUUAGAAAAUUUCAUUUGAACACUUAAGUAAAGUGACAAGUUGAUGUGCGGACAUUGAUAUUGUGAUAACUAAGCUGUUAUGUGUUUUUCUUGUGUUACAGAUUACUUUAUAUUGUGCCAAAUAGCAAUUUGUUGAAGUUUUGUUAUUCAUUUUAUAAAUAAA
Molecule: messenger RNA, 1608 nt
Organism: Magallana angulata
Lineage: Eukaryota; Metazoa; Mollusca; Bivalvia; Ostreida; Ostreidae
Exons: 3
Coding region: 1-420 (139 amino acids)
Source: RefSeq, a predicted model, not a curated record